AUGAGCAGCUGGCGCUCUUUCUGGGGCGGAGGUAGCAGUCGUACAUCGCCCUUUGGAUCCCGAAAUUACCCGCCAAACGUCACAGAAGAUGAUUUCUCAUACAUUACCUCGGAGGACCUGCAGCGGCCGGGCGCAUCAUACGAUCCUCACCGACCACCUCCGCCUUCCAUGGCAGCGGAAGAUGAUAUCCUGUUGAUUAAGAACAAGGGCACUACGUAUCCGAUUAAAUUCCCAUCAUAUAGCAUUGGGGAUGGGAAGCUUCAGGUUCGGGAUUUGAAGGAGCGGGCCGCUACGGUUAUGGACCUCCCAGAUAGCCGGAGGGUCAAGCUGCUGUAUAAGGGGCAGCAGCUGAAGGAUGACUAUAGGCCGUGCCGGGACUACGGUCUGCGGAAUCAGUCAGAGAUCCUUUGUAUGGUUGGAGAGCCGCAGGCGGGCAGCGACGAUUCUGAGGACGGUAGUGAGGCGACAGAAGGGAGUGGGAAGAAGAAGCGGGUUCGCAAGAGCAAGAGCAAGAAGAAGGGGAAGAAGAAGGGUGACCCAUAUCUAUCACCAGCAGACGGCCAAAGUUCUACGAAUUCGAGAACCGUCUCCCCUGCGCCACCAACGCCCCAGUCACCCCUAGCAAAGUUACAGGCUAUUUCUUCGCAUUUCCACACGAAGAUCCUCCCUCUCUGCGUUCAGUUUACUGCUGCACCGCCAGAAGAUCCAAAGAGGAGAGAUUUUGAGCACACGAAAUUGGCAGAGACCAUUAUGAACGAGGUGUUGCUGAAACUGGAUGCUGUUGAGACAGAUGGCGAUAAUGAAGCCAGGGAUAAGAGGCGAGCUCUGGUAAAAGAGACGCAGGGCGUCCUGAAUGGCUUAGACGCAAAAGUAGCGGCAUAA
Venustampulla echinocandica is the source of this 882-nucleotide messenger RNA. RefSeq lists its product as uncharacterized. The record is from RefSeq and is a predicted model, not a curated record. NCBI's taxonomy places the organism in Eukaryota, Fungi, Ascomycota, Leotiomycetes, Helotiales, Pleuroascaceae. The transcript has a single exon. Gene Ontology annotation, biological process: mRNA splicing, via spliceosome. Gene Ontology annotation, cellular component: U12-type spliceosomal complex. Gene Ontology annotation, molecular function: protein-folding chaperone binding. The coding region runs from base 1 to 882 and encodes 293 amino acids.